GCAUGCACUUCAUUCGCCUACUCACUUUACCAGUUAAUCGAGGUUGAUAAUCGAUUGAGUACUUUUAUUCGGUCUUUUUUCACUGCGCCCGAGCUUAGGCGUGAGGCCGUCUCCUGACCGGAGCCAGAGAGUAGAGAAAGAUAUGUUGAAGGUCUAGUGCGGCGGUCUAUCCUAUAAACAAUAUCUACUUGAUAUGCGGUUGUUCGUGUACAUAUUCGCUAAUCUCGAUCAAAACAGUGGCUUGCCUUGGUGAAAUGAAAAUCAAAACCACAACUUACUGGAAAGCUGAGAAAAAAAGUAGCAAGCACGUAAUUCGUUCCUCACAAAGGUCACAAACACAACAUGUAGUUUCCGAAGCGACACGAAAACGACAGAUCUCACUCAAAAGUGCGAGAGUUUUUGGAGUAUCAAUGCUCUAACUGGAGUGUGUGGUAGCAAAUUCAUUUCAAUCAAUCACGGAUGCUUAUGAUCCAACUUCGGAAUAUUUUUGAAGGCACAUGCCCUUGAAUCCCCAUAUUCUGGACACCACCUCGCGAACAGGUAAAUGAAUGAAUGAAUGAAAGGGUGGAAUUGCGCCCGUGGUGUGGUCCUUUGUGUGGAGCACGUUUCAUGAAACACAAACUUCUCGAUGAACUAGACGCGUCAGGGGAGAUAAUUCUGAAUCUGGACCGAUCUGGAACACAU
Amoebophrya sp. A25 is the source of this 684-nucleotide messenger RNA. NCBI's taxonomy places the organism in Eukaryota, Dinophyceae, Syndiniales, Amoebophryaceae. The record is from the annotation of a GenBank genome assembly.